AUGAAUUCUUCAAACGAAUUUAAUCAAAUUGAUGAGAAUUCUAUUUUAAUUAAUCAUGAAAAAAUAUAUAAAAAUAAAAUUGAAGAUGAUUUAUAUGAUGUUAAAGAAAUAAUGGAUGAGUCAAUUAAUGAUAAAUAUGAAAGAAUAUUUAAUAUACAAACAGAUAUACAUGAAACAUUGAAAUCUUCAAUAAAGAAUGAUAAUUUAGAUAAAAUUCUUCAUAUUUCUCAAUGUAAUCUUAUUACUAAUAAUGAUGACAUAAUUCAUUAUCCGAAAAAUAAUUCUGAAGAUUUUCAAUCAUCAAUAAAAUCAAAACUGAUAAUUCGUCAAUCAAUUGAUUCUUUUUUAAAAUUUAAUCAAUCAGAAGACGAUGGACAUAUCGAACCUAAUACAACACCUGAAGAUUCUCUAACAAUAAAUGAAUAUCAUCAUUUUAAUUUUAAUAAUUAUAUUAAUAAUAAUGAAGAAGAAGAAAAUAUAACAACAAAAGUUCAUCAUCAUCUUAAAACCAAAUAUAGUUUCAUAACUGAACAUCCUUUAACACAUGUCGAUAGUCAACAUGCAAUAUUAAUAGAACAAGAAUUAACAGUAAUAUCAAAUGAAGAAAAACAAAAUGAUCAAUUUCAAUCAAUACUUUUCGAUAAUGAACAUCAACAAAUGGAAAAAAAGACUAACGAAGAACAGAACAUAGUUCUACUUGAAAAAACUGAUUUAAAAGAUUUAAAUCCAUAUGAACCUUGUCCUUCUCAAUUAUUAAUAUAUAAGGAAUCACAAGAAAAUCAAUUGAAUAUUAUUCCUAUUACCAAAUAUUCUUAUGAAGAUAAUCAAAGUUCUAUUAAUUCUUUAUUGAUAUAUCAUCACUCUCGUAUUAAUAUUGAAUAUUGUACGAUUUCAAAAUAUUUUCUACUUCCACAAUUCACUAAAAAUCAUAUUGAAUGUUUUCAACAUUUGUGGUCACCUCAAGUAUAUUUAACGAAAUUUAUUAAUUUUAAUACAUCAAAAAAUAUUUUAUCUAUUCAUUGGUCAUUAAUCAUUUUAUUUUCUAAAUUGAUUAUAACUGGAUUAUAUAUAUUUUAUUCUUAUAUUAAAAUUCUUCGAUAUGAUUUAUUCAUAUUUGGUUUUUAUUAUUUAUUAGGUUUACUUUUUGGAAUGAAUGCAUAUUUAUUUAUUGACUUUAUUUUACUUCUAACUUGUUUUAUUUAUAUUUGUAUGAAUACUUAUAAAAAAUGCUUCUUUUAUUAUAUUGAUUUAAACAAAUAUGAUAAUGAAUUAACUAAUAUGAAAAAUAAAAAUCAAUAUUGGAAACUUUUCAAAUUAGUUGCAUAUGGAUUUGCAAUAGGAAUAAUAUCAACUUAUUUUAUGUAA
This is a messenger RNA of Rotaria sordida, 1365 nucleotides long. Lineage: Eukaryota; Metazoa; Rotifera; Eurotatoria; Philodinida; Philodinidae. The record is from the annotation of a GenBank genome assembly.